Prunus avium (sweet cherry) is the source of this 960-nucleotide messenger RNA. NCBI's taxonomy places the organism in Eukaryota, Viridiplantae, Streptophyta, Magnoliopsida, Rosales, Rosaceae. The record is from RefSeq and is a predicted model, not a curated record.
AAGCAAGUGUUCAAGCUGAGCUUUGUACAUGGUGGUAACCAUGUCAUAUCCGCUGCUGCUGCUGCUGGUUACCAUAAUUCUUUGGUUGCCUCCUACUUCAAGCCUUGAUGCUACCAACAGUUCAACCAAAAAAAGGCGAGAGGUAAUUUCAGGACGCCAUGCUGCUGUUGCCACGGAUGAUGGUCGAUGCUCCAGAAUUGGGAUGCAUGUUCUUCGUGAAGGCGGUCAUGCCGUUGAUGCAUCAGUGGCUGCUGCUCUUUGCUUAGGGGUUGUGAGUCCAGCAUCAAGUGGCAUAGGGGGAGGAGCCUUCAUGCUUAUCAGGCUAGCCAGCGGGGAGGCACAAGCCUUUGAUAUGAGAGAAACUGCUCCCUUGCUAGCUUCUGAGAACAUGUAUUCUUCUAACACUACGCUGAAAGGUAAAGGGGCUCUCUCCAUAGCAAUUCCAGGGGAACUUGCAGGCCUUCAUAAAGCUUGGAAACAAUAUGGAAGGCUUCCAUGGAAAAGGCUUGUAAGUCCAGCUGAGCGUCUCGCUCGUUUGGGAUUUAAGAUUUCACCAUACCUCAACAUGCAGAUGCAUAGAACAGAAUCAGGAAUCUUGGCAGAUGAGGGACUUCGUCAUGUAUUUACAUCAAACGGGAGUCUCUUGAAGACAGGUGAGACAUGCCGUAACUGGAAACUGGCACAGACACUCAGAGACAUUUCGAAUUUCGGUCCCAGAGCCUUUUAUAAUGGAUCCAUCGGAUCCAAAUUGGUUAGAGAUAUUCACAAGGUUGGAGGAAUACUGACAAUGAAGGAUUUGCAAAAUUAUAGAGUUAAACUGAGAAAGCCUAUAUCUUCUGACACUCCUGGGUUUAAAAUACUGGCUAUGCCUCCUCCUUCUGGAGGUCCUCCAAUGAUACUUGUGAGUACACAUCUCUGUUCUUGCAUUCUGUUUUGUCUUUUUUUUUAAAAAAAAAAAAA